CAUCUCAGAAUUAAAUAACAUUCGCUCUCUGCAUUUCCCCUCUCUUUCCCGCCUUACCACUUUCUAAUUACUCCACCACGCCAACUAACCGACCAAACAUAAUCCAAUUCCUCUAUCUCUCUCUCUCUCUCUCUCUCUCUCUCUGUCUCUUUCUAUCUCUCUCUCCUCUCUCUCUGCCCGGCCUUAUCCCUAUUCCCCUGUCUCUCCCUUGGACGCAUCCCAUCAUCAUAAAAAAACAUAUAUACGAACUGGGUUUGCUGCUAACAACUCCGCUCCGCUCCGCCGCGUUGCCGCCGAUGGAGUGCCUCUGCGGCAAGGAAACCGUAUGGAAGAGGAUAUCGUCGCUCCUUCUCAUAGUAUCUCUGCUUUCGAGUUGCUUCACGGACUUCAGAUCCGUCGACGCUCAACUUCUUCCCCAAGAAGAAGUACAAGCUCUUGAAGCAAUAUCAGCAAAACUGCAGAUCCAACAUUGGAGUAUUACCCGAAAUUUCUGCAGAGUUGGAUUUCAGUAUGUAGGCUCCGAUACUGCUGUUGUUAGCAACGUUACUUGCGAUUGCACCUCCGCCAACGCCACUGUUUGCCACGUCACCAACAUACAGUUGAAGGCUCUAAAUUUAAGAGGAACUCUACCAGCAGAAUUUGCUAAUCUUACUUUUUUGGAAGAAAUCGAUCUCUCUCGCAACUAUAUCAAUGGGACACUUCCAACAAAUUUUGCUAAGCUUCCUCUCACCAUUUUGUCCCUUUUGGGAAACCGCAUUAAUGGUUCAAUUCCCAGGGAAAUUGGAGAUAUUGCAACUCUCGAGGAGCUGGUCUUGGAAGAUAAUCAGCUGGGAGGCUCUCUUCCUCCAAAUCUUGGAAGUUUGACCCGCUUGAGAAGACUCCUUCUUUCUGCUAACAAUUUUACGGGACAAAUUCCAGAUGAAUUCAGCAAACUGACAAACUUGACAGAUGUCAGGAUAGAUGGGAGUACACUGUCUGGCAAAAUACCAGAUAUGAUAGGGAACUGGACAAAAAUUAACAGACUGGACGUGCAAGGCACAUCCAUGAGUGGCCCUAUUCCUUCUACCAUAUCCAAGCUGAUAAAUUUGGAGGAACUGAGGAUAUCUGAUUUGAAUGGAUCAGAUAUGACAUUCCCUGAUCUGCAGAACAUGACAAAGUUGAAAUAUCUGGUACUGAGAAAUUGCUUAAUUACUGGUCCAAUCCCAAAGUACAUCGGUGACCUACCUGAACUCAAAUAUUUAGAUCUAAGCUUUAACAACUUGAGUGGUCAAAUUCCGGGUUCACUUCAGAGUUCUGAUCUAGAUAUCAUGUUACUGACUAGCAACUCACUGACUGGAGCAAUACCUGGUUGGAUUCUAAGGAACAACAAUGAUAUUGAUGUGUCGUACAACAACUUUACUGAGUCAUCUGCGUCUGGUUGCCAGGCGUCUAGCGUGAACUUAGUUUCCAGCCAUUCAUCCACAGAGAGCAACUCAAUUGAAUGGUGUGUGAAGAAGGAUCUCCCUUGCUCCACAUCACCCAAAUACCAUUCAUUAUACAUCAAUUGUGGAGGCAGCCAAAUAACCGCCGAGGGGAAUGAAUAUGAAGAGGACUUGGCCAGAGAGGGUCCAUCAUACUUUUUUGCCUCUUCACAAAGAUGGGCUUAUAGCAGCACAGGGUUUUUCAUGGGCAAAGGGGAUGCUAGUUAUUUAGCAAACAACUCAUUCUCUUUGAAUAUGACUGGUGCAGAGUACUAUAAAACAGCCCGCCUUGCCCCAAAUUCACUCAAGUAUUAUGGGCUUUGCUUGCGCCAGGGCAGUUAUAAAGUGCGUCUUCACUUCGCUGAAAUAAUGUACUCUGAUGAUCAGACAUAUAGCAGCCUUGGAAGACGCAUUUUUGAUGUAUCAAUCCAAGGGAAAGAAGUUUUGAAGGAUUUUAACAUAAAGGAGGUAGCUAAAGGUGUUGGCAUAGGUAUCACUAUGGAAUUUGAUGAUGUUAUUGUUAAUGGUAGCACUUUGGAGAUUCACCUCUACUGGAGAGGAAAAGGGACUACUGCAAUCCCUGACAGAGGUGUAUAUGGACCUCUAAUAUCUGCUAUCACAGUAACUCCAAAUUUUGAUGUUAGUACUGGCCUAUCUGCGGGAGCUAUUGUUGGCAUCGUGGCUGCUUCCUUUGUACUCCUUGUGUUGAUCCUGGUUGUGCUUCGGAUGAAAGGGUGCCUUGGGGGGAAAGAUCUUGAAAAUAAAGAACUUCGAGCACUUCUGCAAACAGGUUAUUUCACCUUGAGACAGAUCAAAGCUGCAACCAAUAACUUUGACCCUGCAAACAAGAUUGGUGAAGGAGGAUUUGGACCAGUUUACAAGGGUGUACUGCCGGACAGUGCUGUAAUCGCUGUGAAGCAGCUGUCCUCUAAAUCAAAGCAGGGAAAUCGUGAAUUUGUAAAUGAGAUAGGCAUGAUAUCUGCCUUGCAACACCCACAUCUUGUCAAGCUGUACGGAUGUUGUAUUGAAGGGAACCAGUUGUUGCUAAUAUACGAAUACAUGGAAAAUAAUUCUCUUGCCCGUGCUCUCUUUGGUCGUGAAGAACAACUGCUAAAUCUGGACUGGCCGACAAGGAAAAAAAUAUGUGUAGGGAUAGCACGGGGCUUAGCUUAUCUUCAUGAAGAAUCAAGGUUGAAAAUUGUUCACAGAGACAUUAAGGCCUCCAAUGUGUUGCUUGAUAAGGAUUUGAAUGCUAAGAUAUCUGACUUUGGUUUGGCCAAGCUUGAUGAAGAAGAGAACACCCAUAUCAGCACGCGAAUUGCUGGAACCAUAGGAUAUAUGGCUCCUGAGUAUGCAAUGAGGGGUUACUUGACGGAUAAAGCAGAUGUCUACAGUUUUGGAAUUGUAGCGCUAGAGAUUGUCAGUGGUAAAAGCAACACAAAUUACCGGCCAAAGGAGGAUUUUGUUUACCUUCUUGAUUGGGCUUAUGUGCUACAAGAGCAGGGAAGCCUUUUAGAACUUGUGGAUCCAAGUCUUGGAUCAAACUACCACAAAGAAGAGGCUCUCAACAUGUUACAAAUCGGUCUCUUGUGCACAAACCCGUCUCCCACUCUAAGGCCCGCCAUGUCUUCUGUGGUGAGUAUGCUCGAAGGAAAACUUCCAAUACAAGCAACAUUAAUCAAGCGUACCACGGUGAACGAGGAAAUGAGGUUCAAAGCCUUUGAGAGGCUUACACAGGACAGCCAGACACACACCUCCUCUACAUUCUCGCAGGACAGUCGAGGGCAGAGGAGCAUAUCGAUGAAUGCACCAUCGUCGAUUGAUACCUCGGUUACCAUCCCAAGCAAGAAUGAUGAUUUAGAUCAUUCUCCGUAGGGCAAGCUUCUUGAAGAUCUUAGUGACGUAAAACGAAACUGAUCUAUUCGUGUGUGACUAACUCGAAAUAAUAUUUAUUUGUACUUGAAACACUACUGCCAUUUUUAUUUUUUCCCCCUGAAUGUCAGAUGCGCUAUUGAUUUUUGGCCCCGCCUAAAGUGACUUCCUGGCUUUGUCACUACGGGUUAUCCCUGAUUAGGGUGAUAUAUUAUUGGAUCCUGUGCUGUGCUUGUGUUUUCCUUA
This is a messenger RNA of Rhododendron vialii, 3578 nucleotides long. Its product is annotated as probable LRR receptor-like serine/threonine-protein kinase At1g53430. The transcript is spliced from 24 exons. The coding region runs from base 297 to 3335 and encodes 1012 amino acids. Gene Ontology annotation, molecular function: ATP binding; protein kinase activity; protein binding. Gene Ontology annotation, biological process: protein phosphorylation. Lineage: Eukaryota; Viridiplantae; Streptophyta; Magnoliopsida; Ericales; Ericaceae. The record is from RefSeq and is a predicted model, not a curated record.